This is a messenger RNA of Fusarium fujikuroi IMI 58289, 1152 nucleotides long. RefSeq lists its product as uncharacterized. The transcript has 2 exons. The record is from RefSeq and is a predicted model, not a curated record. Bases 1 to 1152 code for a protein of 383 amino acids. Lineage: Eukaryota; Fungi; Ascomycota; Sordariomycetes; Hypocreales; Nectriaceae.
AUGGCACAUCAUCCUAUGGAUUACAAGGGUCUCGUUCAGCAGAACUGCCACAUGUCCGCCGAAAGCUCAGAUGCUGACUUCCAAGUCCUGACUCGGAUCGACCUAAGUCGUCAGUGGCAUGCUUUCGUUCUCAAGACAGAAGGCGGGAAACGCACCAAAUAUCUUGAGGAGAAGGCCCCUCGACCUGAGCGUGCGCUCGAACUACUUCACGAGGCCUCGGCUCGUUUGGUAGAUCAGUAUGUGACUUGUCACGGCUACGAUCUUCCUCCUGGUACUGCCAAGAGCUCAUCUGGUAUGCGUGGUGGUUCAGUGAAACCAGAUGUCAUUGCUUGUAGUUCCUCUGACAGUGAAGCCUUCGCCUCGGACUCUGACGAUUCUGCACUUCCUCCCCGUCGCUCCCACCGACGAAGCCACCGCAGUGGCCGAGCAGAGGGCGAGGCAACCAGCACACGACCAGGCCGAGUAGAGGCUGAUUCAGGUAGCGAGAGUGAUGAGCCUACUAGCCGCCGUACCCCUUUUUGGGUAUCUCCUCCUCGUUCAACAGGAAUGCCACCUCACGGUCAUCCUCCCCCCCCUCAACCAUGGGGUUAUUCGAUGCCAAUGCAGACACAGACACAGGCACCAGCACCAGCACCAGUCUCUGCCCCUAUUCCCGGCAUCCGACCAGGCCACUCGAUGGUUCCUCCGCCACCAGGUAGAAAGAUUCCUAUUCCUAUUCCGCCCAUGGUUGGCAAGUCGUAUCCUGCACGUCUCAACAUUACCUGGGCAGGCAAUGGAAAGAGGAACAUGCUUGUGAACGUCUCACCAACUGUCCACUACCUACAGCAAGUAGCAGUCAACGAGGCAAACAUGCGCCCUACCGGGUUUGUCAACUCGUCUUCGACACCGUACCUCCCCCUGCCGAAUCAUUCUAGCAAUGGUCAUGCUCUUCUCAGAGCCAUGGUACGCCGUGUCACGCUGGACGAGGAUGAAACUUAUGAGAUUGCGGCCUUUGGAAAUGACUUGUCUGCCUUGUUCCGCAGUAGUUCGAGCAUCCCUAAGUUCGAAAUUGAAAUCGUCAACGCCAACGUUGUCCCCAUCUUCCCCCCCAUGCCUCCUCCGCGUCCUGCCUCAGUUGCCUCCUCGCGAAGCAGCGUCGAAAUAGCGGAUUAG